This is a messenger RNA of Acanthosepion pharaonis, 726 nucleotides long. The record is from the annotation of a GenBank genome assembly. NCBI's taxonomy places the organism in Eukaryota, Metazoa, Mollusca, Cephalopoda, Sepiida, Sepiidae.
AUGUUUUCUAUCACUGAGACCAUAGCAGGUCGCAUAUGGAUGUCUUGUUUCGGUAUCCAACUGAUUUCUCUCUAUCUCUUCCUUGUCUUCAUCCAUCUCUCUCUCUCUCUCUCUCUCUCUCUCUCUCUCUCUCUCUCUUUAUACUCUCACUCUUUCUGUCUGUCUCCCUUUCUCUCACACUCUCUCUCUCUGACAGAUUCAUCACCUAAUUGUUACUUUCACUCACUUUCUCUCAUUCUCCUUCUUUCCUUCAAUACUUCCUUUCUUUUCUGCUUCUCUUACUUUCCACCCAAUCCCUCUUAUUUUCUAUCCCUCUUCCUUUAUCUCAUUUCCUCCUACUUCCUUUCUUCUCCUAUUUGGUUACUCCUCUCCCUUUCACUACUACUCCCUUUCUUUUCUGCUUCUCUUACUUUCCACCCAAUUCCUCUUAUUUUCUAUCCCUCUUUCUUUAUCUCAUUUCCUCCUACUUCCUUUUUUCUCCUAUUUGGUUACUCCUCUUCCUUUCACUACUACUUCCUUAUUUACUACUAUCUCUUUGAUUCCUCCUACUCAUCUUCCUUUCCUCAACACAUCCUACUGGCUUUACUCGUCUCCUUCUACUUUUUAUUUCAUGCAGAUUUUUUUCCCCAUUCUCCUCCCACUUCUUUUUUUUUCCUACGUCUCCUCCUACCACCUUUUCUGUCUUUCAUUCUCCUUCUCAACCGCUUGGCUCAUAUCUUCCUUUAA